AUGACUCUGGAAGGAAUAUCCGAUGCCCACGCAAUUCUGCUUGCGACUCACCUUUGUGCAGGUGGUGAUGUGAUCGAUCUUCCUACUUUACAAGCGCAAUACCCUCAUUGUUUGCCGUUGGAACGCCUCCUACGCAUCAUCUUGACAUUCCUACCCGAGAGCAUAGAACCUUCCCAAUAUAUUCCAGUACUCCAAGAGCUGACUGGGAACUCCGACCGUACAAAUAAAGCCCGUGAAAUUGAUAUUUCUGCUGUCAAGGACCUGUCUGAGCCGGAAGCAAGGCAGCGCGUGCGGAAGCUCCGCCUACGACCUCUGAGGCGGGACGACGAAGAAGAGGAGGUGGAAUCGUGUGACCCUUUGACCAAAUUCCUUAUUCAUCGCUCACACUUGAUUGACGCCGAAACCGCACUUCAACCAUUAGUCCUUGACCUCAUUCUUCCCUUCUACGAACAACAACCAGUGAUUCGAGCAUGGCUGAUCUCAAGCCUACUACCGGCACUUCGACUCAAUUACGAAUAUUAUCCGAACCGCGACGGAACAUUGUCAUUGGAGACUCUGGAAGAGUUAGAUGACCAGACUGCGGUCAAUAUUCUGUUAUCCAUUGCCGGUCCAGAGAGGAACGACAUGGACUUGGUCAAUAACUUGAGGGGACUGAUUGGUCCUUGGCUAUAUGGAAGCAACCGAUCAAAACGGCGCAGAUUGAAUGAAGCGGCCCAACAAAACUCGAUCUCCUUCGUCGAGGGAACGCCAAAGCCCGAGCUCACUGAGCUGGUUGGUUGGGAACAUGUGAACGAAUGGCUCUUGUCACGAAGUCUAGUGGACCCUAAGAGUGUAGUCAAUGCUUUUGUUAAUUGGAAUGGACCCGAGGAUGUCGAUCUGGGUGGGUAUGAGGAGAGUGGUGCCCAGAUCACAUCAGAUAGCGCAAAGGCGUUGCUGAAUCGGUAUGGUCAGUCCGGUCUGGCUGUGGUAUACGCUCAGGCGGAUUCAUCCAAAGGCUCGCUUGAAGGUUCAUUUAGGAUUUUGUCGCGAGUUGCCGAGCUGCUCGGCCUCGAAGAAUGCUCAUACCUUUCAUCUUCCGAUGCCGUCCUUCCCUCUGUGGAAUUCGAUGCAGACUUGAUCUCGUCGACUUUACGUCCUUAUCUAUUGCAAAACGCUCUUUUGAGGCCGCAAAAUCUUCUGACAUUACCGUCGCCCUCUUCGAUAUCAUUUGCAAGUGCUUUGCUCCUGUCUCUACGCAUAUUAACCAACCUUGGCCAUGUGAUUCCCUGUCGGGUCGCAGCAAGCAUGUGCCUUCAUAGCAGUGAGGAUAUGCAAAUGGCAGAGCUCCAAGCCGUGGUAUCAUCUAUGGUGAAGCAGCCUCGAUCAGAUGAAGCUUGGGAAAUAGCUCGGCAGCAUCUGCUCUGGCUUCGGGAUUGGCAGGCAGAGCAUUCCGAUAAUGGCUGGGAUGAGCCAUCGACCCACCACGGUCUCUUUUGGAGACUAUCACGAGAUGCUGUUGAAACGGAAAUUCUCAAGGCCCUACUUGGAGCCAGAGAAUAUCAAUUGGCCGUCAAGCUAUAUACUCGAUCAGAGUCAGCACCACUGAGUCCCACUCAAGUGGAGGCAGCCGUGGUUGGCUCUAUUUUCACAGCUUAUGAUAAUGCCAGCAAUGGCAACCGGACCCGUGGAGGCAUGAAGAGAGCCUAUGAUAUCUUGCAAGCAUUUCAGCCGCAUUUCCCCGAAUCGAUCCCUUUGAAGCAGAUCAAUGCUUUGAUAGCAGCAACCCAUGCGCUAUCUUUCUACUCAUUGAUCCUUCAACACGGCGUCCCAUUCCAGCCAGUCAGUAUCCGGGUCCACCAUGACCCUCUCUCACUAGUUGAAAAUGUGCUCGAACAAAACGACAAAAGCUACACAAAACUCGAUGACCUCCUCUACAUUGGCCGGAACCUAGUCACAGGCCUACCCGCAGACCAAACAAGCGAAAUAGAAGAACAAGUCUCAGACACCCUCAUCACAGCCGAACGUCGAAUCACCUCCCUAGCCAUCUCCUCCGCUCUCUCCUCCAACGACUUCGGCACAGCCUACUCCUAUGUCCUGACCCGCCUCGCACCCCCCUCUCACCUAAACACCACAUCUCCCCUCCUAACAUCCACCUCUACACCAGACGAUAUCUCCUGGCGCGCAGUCUACAAUGCGGGCCGCUUCCGCUCUACAACACCCAACCCCUCGACCCCACUCACAUCCCAAAUAAACCAUCUCUCCCAACGCAUGGAACUUCUCUCCUUAGCCCUAGUCCUUACCCCAACACCCGAUCCUCUCCCCGAAAUCCUAGGUGCCUGGCGCCGCUGCGACGAGGAAAUGUCAUCCCUCCGAGCCCGUGAACAAACAGAGGAAGACGUCUGGGACGCUAAGGGCGAUAGCCUAUCUACUGUACCGGGUGGCUUUGGACCUUCGGACUCGGAGCGCGACGCCUUUGAUACGGCGCAACAACGUGCAGCUAGACGGGCUCGUGCUCGGGCUGCAAUGCCGCAUUCCCAUCCGCAUGAGGCGCCUAUGGGGUUGUUUGAGGUUGCGAGGGGUGCUGCGAUGGCGUUGCACAAGAACGCGUUUCCGCUGCGUGGUGCUGCGGCUUCUUCCUCGGCUGCAGCUGGGCCUGGGUCUGAAGCGGAGAUUCAAGGUGAUGGCGAGCAUUCGGAGCAUGAUCGUGUGCGGAAGAGGGAUAUGGUUAGUAAUAUGGUUACAGGGGGGUUGGCGAGUGGAAUUGGAUGGGUUUUGGGCGCUGAGCCGGUGAAUCGGUAG
Molecule: messenger RNA, 2778 nt
Organism: Penicillium longicatenatum
Lineage: Eukaryota; Fungi; Ascomycota; Eurotiomycetes; Eurotiales; Aspergillaceae
Product: secretory pathway Sec39 family protein
Exons: 3
Coding region: 1-2778 (925 amino acids)
Biological process (GO): retrograde vesicle-mediated transport, Golgi to endoplasmic reticulum
Source: RefSeq, a predicted model, not a curated record